This is a messenger RNA of Eucalyptus grandis, 1937 nucleotides long. RefSeq names its product 3-methyl-2-oxobutanoate hydroxymethyltransferase 1, mitochondrial. Gene Ontology annotation, biological process: pantothenate biosynthetic process. NCBI's taxonomy places the organism in Eukaryota, Viridiplantae, Streptophyta, Magnoliopsida, Myrtales, Myrtaceae. Gene Ontology annotation, molecular function: magnesium ion binding; 3-methyl-2-oxobutanoate hydroxymethyltransferase activity. The record is from RefSeq and is a predicted model, not a curated record. Gene Ontology annotation, cellular component: mitochondrion.
UCUCUCUCUCUCUCUCUCUCUGGGGUUCAUGUAAAUGGCUGCGCUCAACGCCAUCAUCUCCAGACGAUCCUCCAUGGCCUCCGCGCUGUCCAAGCUGCCCGCCGCCCUCCUCCGCUGCAUGAGCAACGUCCCCGAGAACAGCGUCUACGGCGGGCCCAGCUCCCAGUCGCCGGCGCGGCGCGUGACCCUCACCAGCCUCCGGCAGAAGCACCGCCGGGGCGAGCCCAUCACCGUCGUCACCGCCUACGACUACCCCUCCGCCGUCCACCUCGACAUGGCCGGCGUCGACGUCUGCCUCGUCGGCGACUCCGCCGCCAUGGUGGUCCACGGCCACGACACCACCCUCCCCAUCUCCCUCGACGAGAUGCUCGUCCACUGCCGCGCCGUCGCCCGCGGCGCCAAGAGGCCCAUGCUCGUCGGGGACUUGCCUUUCGGAAGCUACGAGUCGAGCUCGAAUCAGGCUGUUGAUACGGCGGUUCGGGUGCUGAAGGAAGGAGGAAUGGAUGCGAUUAAGUUGGAAGGAGGAUCGCCAUCGAGAAUUACUGCUGCGAAGUCGAUAGUGGAAGCUGGAAUUGCGGUAAUGGGGCAUGUGGGGCUAACCCCUCAGGCAAUUAGUGUUCUUGGUGGAUUUAGGCCUCAGGGGAAGAAUAUCUCUAGUGCCGUCAAGGUUGUGGAGACUGCAUUAGCUUUGCAGGAAGCGGGGUGCUAUUCUGUUGUUUUGGAAUGUGUACCAGCACCAGUGGCUGCAGCAGCUACUUCAGCUCUUAAAAUUCCUACUAUUGGAAUUGGAGCCGGACCAUUUUGCAGUGGUCAGGUUCUAGUAUACCAUGAUCUGCUUGGAAUGCUCCAACACCCUCAUCAUGCCAAGGUCACGCCAAAAUUCUGUAAACAGUAUGCCCAAGUUGGGGAUGUUAUCAACAAAGCUCUUCUCGAAUACAAGGAAGAAGUGACAAGUGGCUCGUUUCCUGGUCCUGCCCAUAGCCCCUAUGAAAUUAGUCCUGCUGAUGUUAAUGGAUUCCUUAAAGAGUUACAGAAUAUGGGGUUGGAGAAGGCAGCAUCAGCAGCUGCUGCUGUAGUUGAAAGGAGUCAUGAAUCUAAAUCUAACGAUGGAGAGAAUGCCACAAAAUAAAUGAAUGGUGCCCGCACCUAGGAGUUCAAAAAUAGUAGUUCCCGCAUCAGCAGUCAUUAGAAGUGAAGAAAUAACCCACAUCUUCUCAGAAUAGUUCAUUUUUCUGUUGUUCUUUCCUUUUCUUUUUUAAUUCCGUUUGGAAUGCCAUCUGGUGAAUAAUUACUCCACCAUUCUGGCCCAAAAGAAGACUCCAGUGACUACUACAUUGUGAUAAGGACUUCUGUUGUUGCUGGGAAGGUGAUUGCUCCGGCCAUAACCCAAAGCACAGUCCGACGAGGUGGGAUAGCCUAGGAACCAGCUGUUGGAUGAGCCUCCUACGUCCAAAACAGUACAUUCCUAAUUUGCAUUCAAGGAAGUAUAGUUUUUGGCGGGUUGUGAGAAUGUCUGCCUAUGUCUACUUUCUUCGUUUCUAUACGUAAACCCUUAAGGCUUGGGCAGGCCAAUUUGACGGGCCGGUCUGUCACCAGGCUUCAUGUGGCUGCUGAGCCCAGUUCAGUGGCCUUGGACCAGCUAUGUCAACCUUGAGGCAAAUUGUGGAAGAAUCUUAUCUACAAGCCAGUUGAUUCUUCAGGUUUCAUGGAAGUGACUGAAUAUAGGAAGUGACCCUUUGGGCGGUGACUAAAGGACCUUUGGUUUUGCUUCCUGGUUGUCGUUCUUUGGUAUAUUGAAAUGGUGGGCUAGAUUGAUGUUCAUCGUGUUUGGUGCCAGUUCAACCUUGUAACUGGAUAAAGGAAGGAAGUGACCAUUUUGUUCUCACUCUCUUGUAAUAAACAAUUAGAUUUUCUCUGGGAGAUCAUGUUUAUUGCCA